Rotaria sp. Silwood2 is the source of this 1725-nucleotide messenger RNA. NCBI's taxonomy places the organism in Eukaryota, Metazoa, Rotifera, Eurotatoria, Philodinida, Philodinidae. The record is from the annotation of a GenBank genome assembly.
AUGGAAUCAAAUCAAGUACAAACAUAUCCAAUCACUCAAGCAGAACAAUCUGACGAUAAAGAAAAAGUAGUACUUCGAGCUCUAGUUGGUGAUCCAAAUCGGCAUAGACCAUUAGCACAGCAUCCAUCACCGACUACAAGCAAGUCUCAAAAUGCAAUACCAGCAUCAAUGUAUACACUUGAAACUCGAUAUCGAUCAAUUCCAUCAAAGGUAUUACCAAAAUCAACGGAAGCAACAUUCUAUUAUAUUGAACCUAAACAAGUAGAACAAACUUCACCACGUAGUGUUCCAUUGUCGAAAGAAGAACGCGAGACAUCACAACCUUUCGAAUCGGAAGGAUUGAACGCUGUAGAAGAAGAAAAAGAAUCUCAAGCAACUGCAUUUCUCGAACCUAAAAUUAUUUCACAACCUGUUCUUUACAGUAUUGUUGCAACGAAAAGUCCUUCGGUUCAAAAUGAUCAACCAAUUCCUGCUAAUCAAGAUGUAGAUUCACCUAUACUCUAUACAAUAACUGGUAAAUCCAAUCUUCCAAAUAUAGAUAUGAGUGGAAAUAAUUCAAAUAUUGAAACACCUGUUGUUAACAAAUCUGCUAAUUUUUAUUCUUUGGUUGGCAAUCCACGCGUUUCAGCACAACCUCAAGAACCAAUAUCAAAAACUUUACAACAACCAUUACCUAAUCUUUAUUCAAUUGUUGGAAGUCCAACACUUUCACCAAAUAUGCUACAAGCAAAUACAUAUGAUUCAACUACUUCGACACAACCAGUAAAAACUAAUUCUGUUCAACCGGAACCAAUUUUAUAUACAGUAGUUGAUGAAAAACAAAAGCCAACUAAUAUACCAAAAGAAAAUCGUCCACCACCUACAGCACCUAUUAAAAAACAAGCAAAAGAGGCUGUUUUAUAUACAGUUAUCGGAGAUCCUAGUAUGCCUCAAUCAAUGACACCUGCUCGCAAAACUCAACCAUUAAAACCACAAGCAUUACCACAACAAAUUCAAACACCUACUUUGUACCCAUUAAUUGGCAAACCAAAUCCACCAUUGAUGACAAAAAUGAAUAUUCGACCAAAACCAUCUGUAUUAAAGAAGACAUCAUCAUCUACUGAACUUCGUACUAGACGAACUAAUCAAAGUCUUGAACGUCAAGUAGCACCGGAAGCAGUAAUCGAGGAAAUUACUUCUAUUUCAGAUACAAAACAUAAACGUCAAACGAAAUCACAAGAAUUAACAAUACAAAAAUCAGAAACCAUAUUUAUUCCUCUUCCUGAACGCCAACAUGUAUCACGUUCAAAACAACUUCGAACAACUCCUCGUAAUAUAAGUCCUGGACAAAUAAAUCAUAAACCGAGUAGGAUUCCACGUUACGAUCCAUUUUAUUCAUCUGAUUAUAUUUCACCUUAUCUUUAUCAUCCAUCAAAACCAUAUCGUGAACGAAAAUAUAAUCCUAAAUUAUUACCUGUUAUAACAAAUAAUUCUUCUGAACGUAAAACAAGACCAUUAAUUCAUGAAUCUCGUCAUCGAGUCGAACAAAAACAUCCAUGCGAUCCACGAAUGCCUCAUUCUUUGGAGAGAUAUCCUAUUAAUACAAAGCAACACCCUCGUGUAUGGGAUUUUGAAGAACAUGCUCAAACCGAUGGUGAUGAUGAUAUGAAUGAAGCAACAUUAAACCGACGAAAAGAAUUUUAUCGAAGAAUUCGACCACGUACACCAUGGGUACCUGUUUGGUAA